Molecule: messenger RNA, 3391 nt
Organism: Paramisgurnus dabryanus
Lineage: Eukaryota; Metazoa; Chordata; Actinopteri; Cypriniformes; Cobitidae
Gene: dacha
Product: dachshund a
Biological process (GO): regulation of transcription by RNA polymerase II
Cellular component (GO): nucleus; transcription regulator complex
Molecular function (GO): RNA polymerase II cis-regulatory region sequence-specific DNA binding; DNA-binding transcription factor activity, RNA polymerase II-specific
Source: RefSeq, a predicted model, not a curated record
UAUCAUCUCACUCUCGAGGAAGGUUGUUGUACAUUAGCGACUAUCAGCAGACGCGAACGGAGACGCAUGAGAAACACCGCGUGAAAGCCGCGAAACAGUGCGAGGAGCCAGCAAAGGUGUGCUUGAGAAUCAAAAGUGCGGAAAGGAGGAAACUUCACACAAACUAUGGCCGUAUCAGCAACUCCCCCGGUGCUUUCACCGACAUCCACUCCCGGGGGCUCGAGCAGCCUCUUCCGUCCCGACUCUCUGUACUCCAGCCCGGCCGAGUCCCCGCGACUGACCAGCAGCAUGAUCAACUCUUUCAUCACCGGCACCGGCGGCGGCGGCAGCGCUAACGGCAACGGCCCCGGCGGCGUAAAUAACAACGAGUGUAAGAUGGUGGAGGUGCACGGGGUGAAAGUGGCCUCGUUCACCGUGGACGGCCAGGAGCUCAUCUGUCUCCCGCAGGUGUUUGACCUGUUCCUGAAGCACCUGGUCGGUGGGCUGCACACCGUCUACACCAAGCUGAAGCGGCUGGAUAUAUGUCCGGUGGUGUGCACGGUGGAGCAGGUGCGGAUCCUGCGCGGACUCGGAGCCAUUCAGCCGGGCGUGAACCGGUGCAAACUCAUCACCCGAAAAGACUUCGAGGCGCUUUAUAACGACUGCACCAAUGCCAGUUCUCGGCCCGGUCGUCCCCCCAAGCGCUCUCUCGGUGUGGCAAUGCAGGACAGCUCUCGUCUGCUCCCUCACAGCGUUCACGGCCUGCUUUCACCCGGUCUGCUUUCCCCGACAGUGGCUCUCUGGAGAAAUGGUUCGUUUGAAGGGGCGGGCCGCAUUGAAGACCUGGACGUAAACACCCACUGCUAUGAUUGGACGGCUUCAUUCCCCGUCAUUACAGGUCUGACAGCAGCGGCCAUGGCAGAAGCUAUGAAACUUCAGAAAAUGAAGCUGUUGGCCAUGAACAACAUUCACGGAGCUGGAAGUCAGAACGGUACAGAGUCCGAGACAGAAGAGCUGAACUCCAGCGCGGGCGGUAGUGAGUCUUCCUGGGAUAAAGAGAAACUCCAGUCCCCCCCCUCCGGAGCUCAGCACGGUCUGGCUCACGCCGGGCUCUCCGCUCAGCACGGCCUGUCAGGGUCUCAUCUCUCCUCCCUACAGCAGAGUCAUCUUCUGGCUAACCGGCUUGACCUGCCGUUUAUGAUGAUGCCCCACCCCCUGCUGCCCGUCAGUCUGCCGCCUGCCUCCGUUGCCAUGGCGAUGAACCAGAUGAACCACCUGAACACCAUCGCCAACAUGGCAGCGGCCGCUCAGAUGCACAGCCCCCUUUCCAGAGCAGGAGCGUCUGUCAUCAAGGAGUGUGUUCAGGACAGUCCAUCUCCUACCCCAUCUCUGGAGGAAGGCCCUCGCCCCGGAUCACAGCCCUCAUCACACCCCAGCAGCAGUGUGUCCAGCUCCCCGAACCCACACACACAGAGCCCUGAACGCCUGGUUCUGAACUCGACCGAUGGAGAACUGCCAGAACGAGAGACGGGCAUCAACAUGAAGAAAAUCCUCAAAGAAAAAGAUGAGGCUCAGUUAGCAUUGCCCAUCCAGAAGCAGGGGUUCGAGAAACUUUCUCUGGGCUCUCAGCAACUUCCUCCAGGCUUCCCCGCACCCUUCUUGUUUGGAGACGGCCUCUCUUCUGUGGAGACGUUGCUCACUAACAUCCAGGGUCUGCUGAAGGUGGCCGUGGAUAAUGCCCGUGUGCAGGAGAAACAGGUGCAACAGGAACGCAAGGAGUUAAAGAUGGAGCUGUACAGAGAGAGAGAGAUAAGAGAGAGUCUGGAGAGACAGCUCACCUCUGAACUGCAUAGCCGAGCAACUAUUCAGAAGCGUCUAAAGAAGGAAAAGAAGGCAAAGAGGAAACUGCAGGAGGCUUUAGAGUUCGAGUCCAAGAGGAGAGAGCAGGUGGAGCAGGCUCUCAAACAGGCCACGUCUCCCGAGAGUCUCCGCAUGAGUCUGAACGAGGCGGUGAUACCAGAGGUGAAGUCUGAACAUAAUGGCAACCAGCAGGAGAACUCAGCUGUACAAGAAAACAGACCCUACUCCAAACCUCCUAUCAUGUACUGAAACCUCUGGCUUUUUCAGUCCCACAGUGGAGACAGACACCCAGCUCACCCCACAGACAGACUGGACUUAGACAGAGAGGAUUGUGGGCUUUUCCCCAGAAGACGGCGGUGCGGGUGUUGAAUAGCAGUCACCUGAAACUCGUGUACAGGACUUGAGUGUGUAUGUACGUAUGUGUGUGUGUUAAGGUGCAGUGUGUGAGACACGUGUUUGUGUCUGGAGCACUGCUUGUUGGCGACCUUCAACAUACAAACUUGUAAAAAGAUCUCUCUCUUUUUGACUACUUCUACAUCCAACACUUUUUGAGACUAUAAUAAUUGUUUAUUCCGAAUAAAACUACAGUAAUGGAUAAAUUAUCUUUCUGUGAAGCACACCAAACCACCCUCCUAUUAUUAUUAUUAUUAUUAUUAUUAUUAUUGGGUGUUAUCUGCUGAUCCCCAUGAUUCUGUGCACCAGUGAUUCUGAACAGCACAACAGUCAGUAGACGUUUGUCCACAGCACCUCUACAGGGAUACAAGAGACGAAUGGUGUGGACAAUGAUGAAAGGACUGCAAAUCAAAAGUGUGCUUCUUUAAUAAACAUUGUCUAAAUUUGUUGUUUUGUCUGUACAUGAAAGGGACUCUAUAUCAACAUACUUCCUUUUUCUAAUUUGUUGUAUUUUUUUAGAAAGUGUAGAAAUGUUUUCCUUCCCCAUGUUUAUUAUCCUGGUGUUUAUUUUGUUAUCUGGUUUGUUGUUUUCAUCGUACUUUAAUCAGCAUUUCAAACAGAUGCUUAAGUGAUCCUGAAAGACGUCCUCUGUACACCUUUGUAUUCUUUUGUUUUGCCCCCGCAACAAUGUUUUCCCUAUUUCUCCUUAACUUAAAAAGUAAGUGUUCAUUUGAUGUUCCUAUAAACACAGUAUUACAGUGCCCCCCUUCUUGUUUUUAACUUUGUUUAUAUAAAGACUUGUAAAAAUGCUUUAGCGUUUGCUAUCCUGAUGUUGUUAUUAUGUGGAUACGUUUUUAGUGACGAAAAAGAUAAGAGACGAGAAUUACCCUUAUGCACAUUUGAAGCGAGCAUGCUUGUAAAUACAAUGAUGAAAAAUGACACGUAUCAAUUGAAAAUUAAACGCUGCCUCUUCAAAUCUAUUUUUAAACAUUUGUAGAGACUCCAUAGGUAAUGUAAUCACGAAUCGGCAGCUAUCAAUGAUGUUGAACUUUGUUUUAAAAUGGCGACAGACACUUAUUACAGCCUUGCACAUGCCACAAUGAAUAAAACACCCCUAUGGACAUCUUGGUAGGUUUUCAUUUUUGUUUUUCUUGAGUAA